Messenger RNA from Bipolaris sorokiniana ND90Pr, 2092 nucleotides. RefSeq lists its product as uncharacterized. The transcript has 7 exons. The record is from RefSeq and is a predicted model, not a curated record. Gene Ontology annotation, biological process: transmembrane transport. Gene Ontology annotation, cellular component: membrane. Gene Ontology annotation, molecular function: transmembrane transporter activity. NCBI's taxonomy places the organism in Eukaryota, Fungi, Ascomycota, Dothideomycetes, Pleosporales, Pleosporaceae. The coding region runs from base 194 to 1864 and encodes 556 amino acids.
GUGCGGGUUGGGUGUGAGUGGGAGUUGAACUUCUAUACUUUCACUUAACGUUUGGUGUGCAGAUUUUAGUGGGGUUAUACGGUACCUACGUGCGAACUUUGCUUUGUUAACUUCUUUUCUGGUCUAUCUUUCGUCUAUCUCUUGUCGGCUGCUGCGGAUCGUUUGCCCUGGUCUAUCGCGGCUUCCUGGCGCCAUGGAGAAGCAGAUCCAUCUUCAGAAUUUCGACGAUGAGGGUGUGCUAAGGCCGAGAGAGAGACACCUGGUGUCGGGAUCUAAGGGCCAGGAGUUCGAUCGCGAUAGGUAUGAGUUGGCGAGAGUGGGAAAAGAGCAGGUGUUGAAGCGUCGCUUUGGAUUGGUAUCAAUGACCGGUCUAUCAUGCGGCUUGAUGUGUACUUGGGAGACGCUGCUCGUUGUUUUCUCAAUAGGGUUCAACAACGGCGGACCUGCCGGUCUUAUAUACGGCUUCAUCCUCAUCUGGCUCGGUAACUUCUCUGUCUUUAUCUGCAUUGGGGAGCUGGCUAGUGCGGUACCCACGGCUGGAGGUCAAUACCAUUGGGUGUCGCUGCUGGCACCAAGGUCAAGCAACAAGUUCUUCAGCUAUGUGACAGGCUGGCUCACGGUAAUUGGAUGGAUUGCAGCUCUAACUUCCGUAUGCUACUUUGUUGCCGACCUCAUCCUACAACUCGUCAGUUUGAACGACGUCAAUGGGACUUAUGCGCGAGAAGGGUGGCACGGCACGCUCCUCCUAUGGGCUCUCCUGCUCCUUUGCGUUUUCAUCAACGUAUUCAUCAGCGGUGCGCUACCCACCAUCGAAGUUCUUGUGCUGAUCGUACAUAUCCUUGGUUUCUUCGGCAUCCUCAUCCCGCUGGUUUACCUCACGCCAGCACACAACUCGGCCAAAGAUAUUUUCUCGAAAUUCCACAAUGAUGGCGCGUGGAGCACCCACACGUUGGCGUUCUUCGUCGGUCUACAAGGUAAUGCCUUGGCUUUUGUCGGAACAGACUCUGUCGUUCACAUGUCUGAAGAAGUCAAAAACGCAAGCACCGAAGUCCCCCGCUCCAUGCUCCUCAGUCUCGCUAUAAACGGCACCCUAGCCCUAGGCAUGCUCUUCGCCGUCCUCUUCAGCGCCGAUGACAUCCCGCACCUACUCCAAGACCAAGACGCCCAAACCGCUCCCUUCCUCCGCAUAUUUCAACAUGCCGUCGGCUCAAAAGCCGGCGCCACAGUCAUGGUUUCUAUUAUCGUGCUGCUCGAAUUCUGCAGCGCAAUGGGCUGUCUAGCCGCCGCAUCACGCAUGACAUGGUCUUUUGCACGCGACCGCGGCUUGCCCUUUUCGCGAGCCUUAAGCAUGAUUGACAAACGCAGCACCAUCCCCGUCAUCUCCAUCCUCAUCGUAACCCUCUUCGCCGCCCUCCUCGCCCUCAUCAACAUCGGCAGCAGCAUCGCCUUCAACGGCACAAUCUCACUCGUCCUCGAAGGCUUCUACCUCUCCUACUUACUCGCCGUCGCGCUACUCCUCUGGCGGCGUCUCCGCGGCGAUCUCGACGACGGCCCUGGCGCAGCGAUGCAAGCCGACGCGGAGACGCAAACACAAACAGAAGUGCAAGAAAAGAGGUUAUCCUGGGGCCCCUGGCGCCUCCGCGGUGCACUGGGCGUAGCGAACAAUGCUAUAGCGAUUGUGUAUCUUUGCCUCAUUAUUUUCUUCAGCUUCUGGCCUACGCAGGUGAAUCCGGAUUUGCAGAGUAUGAACUGGGCGGGGGUCGUGACGGGGGGUGUGGCGGCGUUUAGUGUACUGUAUUAUGUGCUGCUUGCGAAGAAGUCGUAUACGGGGCCGGUGGUUGAGGUUGAUCCGCGGGCGUUGUGAGUAGGUAGGGUGGUUGUUGUUGUGGUGACUGGAGAGAUAUACUGUAAGAUUGGGUAUGAUUCAUCACUAUGAUUGAGGCAUAUAUUGCCGGCUGAAAAUAGGGGAACUUAUGUUUUUGGAGAUUUUCGUAUAGUCAUGGUAUGCUUGUUUCACAAAAUGGGCAGGAUAGAUACAUUAUUGUCUUCAUUUGGUGUGUUAGCAAUGUACAAAAUGGCAUGUGAAUCUCAC